Nicotiana attenuata is the source of this 732-nucleotide messenger RNA. RefSeq lists its product as uncharacterized. The transcript has a single exon. The record is from RefSeq and is a predicted model, not a curated record. Bases 1 to 732 code for a protein of 243 amino acids. Lineage: Eukaryota; Viridiplantae; Streptophyta; Magnoliopsida; Solanales; Solanaceae.
AUGGGUUCCACUGAAACCCCAGACAAUUCUUCUUCCACUACACGAGUCACUGCACCUGCAGCCUCUCGCACAGCAGCAGGUAUUGUUGACUCAGCUCACCCUUAUUACCUUCAUCCCUCAGAUUAUCCAGGGAUGAACUUAGUCUCUUCAGUCUUUGAUGGAAAAGCCUAUGGAGGUUGGAGGAGAGCUGUUGUGAUUGCUCUUUCUGCUAAGAACAAACUAGGGUUUAUUGAUGGAUCCCUAGUUGUCCCUGAGGCAGAUUCUGGUCUGAAGAAAGCUUGGGCUCGUUGCAAUCAUAUGGUACUCCCUUGGCUGCUGAACUCCUUGUCAAAAGAAAUAGCUGAAAAUGUGCUAUACUUGCAGAGUGCAAAAGACCUGUGGAGUGACCUGGAGGACAGAUUUGGUCAAACAAAUGGUGCAAAAUUAUUUCAGUUACAAAAGGAGCUCAGUGGAGUGGUUCAAGGUAACACGAGUGUGUCUACUUAUUUUACUAAAAUGAAAAGCCUCUGGGAUGAACUUGAUGCACUUAAUACUUUCUCUGCUUGUGUGUGUGAUUGUGAGUGUGGGGCUAAAGCUAAGUCACACAAAGCACAUCAAGAUGAAAGACUUCUGAUGUUCCUAAUGGGUCUAAGUGACACAUUCAUUGGGGUAAGGAGCAACAUUCUUCUAUCUUCCCCUUUACCCUCUAUAGGAAAAGCUUAUUCUCUUGUUAUUCAAGAUGAAAAACAAUGA